Messenger RNA from Didymella exigua CBS 183.55, 1788 nucleotides. Its product is annotated as DNA primase large subunit. The transcript has 3 exons. The record is from RefSeq and is a predicted model, not a curated record. Gene Ontology annotation, biological process: DNA replication, synthesis of primer. The coding region runs from base 40 to 1566 and encodes 508 amino acids. Lineage: Eukaryota; Fungi; Ascomycota; Dothideomycetes; Pleosporales; Didymellaceae. Gene Ontology annotation, cellular component: alpha DNA polymerase:primase complex.
CUUCAACGAAACACAACACAGUCAUACCCACGCGCAACCAUGAUCCGCCACGAACACUCACGAAUUGACACCAAGCGUCGCGCAAAUCUGAGCCACAAGAAGAAGCAGUUUGCCAAAGCAGAGUUCCAGGAACAGACAUACGAACACCGUCUCAACUUUUACAUACUGCCACCAACGGCCGAGAUCACACUCGAGGAAUUCGAAAAAUGGGCGAUCGAUCGACUGAAAGUACUGUCCGAACUCGAGGCAUGCACGUUCCGCAACAAGGGCCCCGAAGAGACCGCCGAAUACAUGAAGAGCAUCCUUGACAAAUAUCUUCCUAUGCGAGCCGCUACAUCGAAGGGUGCAAGCUUACAAGAUGAGAGGAAGAAGGACCAUUACUCGCAUUUCAUCCUGAGACUCGCGUUCUCUGCGACUGAAGACCUACGCCGGCGAUUUUCGAGGCUCGAGACCAUGCUAUUCCAAUUACGAUUCAAGGACGACGACUACGUCGAAAGACAAAGGUUCGUAAGAACCCUGAAACUUGAUUGGGAGGAGGUACAAGAGGCAGAAAAGCGGGAGCUGAAAGACCAGUUGUUGGCUGCAGCAGGCGGUGGCUUGAAGAGCCGCGAGGAGCAAGAAUGGUUCAAGGUCGACUGGGAACGAGUGUCAAUACUUGUAGAGCAGCGGAGAGUGUUCCUCAAGCGCGGCAAGGCCUAUGUGCCGCAACGAGAGCAGUUGAGCUUGGUAGUUGCUGAGUUCACAAAACAGCUGGAUGAUGCACUUGAGCUCACAUCACGCGCUCUCCCCCGUCUAGACGAAGACGACCGCCUCGCCCCAAUCCUUGCCCACCUUUCGCAGAACUUCACAGCGCCAGACGCUGCCUACUCCUCUUCAGACGCCAACAUUGAUGGUCUGUCCACAAUAACCGCCCAUUCGAUCGACGCACUCUCCCAGAACUUCCCCCUGUGCAUGCGCAACCUGCACAUGACACUGCGGGAUAACUCUCAUCUUAAGCACUUUGGGCGUCUACAAUACACACUGUUCCUGAAAGGUAUUGGGCUGGGCUUGGACGAAUGUAUCAUGUUCUGGCGGCGAAGCUUCAAGCUUAUGACAGACGACAAGUUUCAGAAAGAAUACCGCUACAAUAUUCGCCACGCCUACGGCGAUGUGGGUGGAGAUAGCAAUCGGCGAGGCAGAGGCUACACUCCCUACUCUUGCCAGAAGCUGUUGACAGAGCCGCUUCCCGGCCCAGGUCAGACACACGGCUGCCCAUACCGCACAUUUACGCCAGACAAUUUGAUCUCCGUGCUACAACGAUUAGGCGUGAAUGAGAGGGAUGUGCUGAAGACAGUACGAGAGGAUAUGGGCAAGCAGAGGUACCAUGUUGCAUGCAAUAGGGUGUUUGAGUGGAGUCACAAGAGGGAGAUCAAGAAGGUCAAGGAUGAUGGGAGCUGGAGCGCGACCGAUUUGGACACUAUUGUGCAUCCCAAUACGUACUUCAAAAGGAGCUGGCUGUUGAAGCAUCUAGGUGAGGGCAAUGCUGGCAUAGUCAAUGGGAUGCCAGAUGACAAGAUGGAGGAGUAGGAGGCUUUUGGUGUACACGGUUUUGGAUUCCGGGUUUGGGUAGGCUAGCUUGAUUUAAGAUGAUGCCUGGAGUACGAGCGCGUCGUUUCAGACCUGAUCGUAAGGGUUGCUGUUCCGAUGCUGUUGCGGUGGUAUAUACCUGAUAGUUCACGGAGUGAAAGAUGUCUUUUGCUCCGACAAAAGCAUACAUCGUCCGUUGAAGUAACAUCAACCUUUUUCCGC